Austrofundulus limnaeus is the source of this 1497-nucleotide messenger RNA. Its product is annotated as pancreatic secretory granule membrane major glycoprotein GP2. Lineage: Eukaryota; Metazoa; Chordata; Actinopteri; Cyprinodontiformes; Rivulidae. The transcript has 8 exons. The record is from RefSeq and is a predicted model, not a curated record. Bases 1 to 1086 code for a protein of 361 amino acids.
AUGAGCAGAUAUCCUUCAGAGGACGGCCUCUUGACUCAGUUCCUGUGGGCCUACGCCAGAGCCUGCAGCCUGAACGGCCACAAUGAACUGGGAGACUGGUGGACCAAGGCUGAAUGCUCUCCACCCAAGGCUUAUUGUCAGGGRAUUUUCUGCAAAGAGCAUGAGUUCUGUGGCUGGACGUUCAGUGGACAACCUGCCUGUCUCUGCAGAGCUGUGUUCMCCUGGAAGUACAAAGAGUCCGACACUCUUGGUGAUCCAACGAUCUGCGUUCAUAAUUCUGCUUCAGUCAGUCUUUAUAACUGUCUGCUGGAAGAAAGAGGCAUCGACUAUGAAGUCCUACAUCUCAAUGAUCCGACCUGCAAGGGUCAGCUGAACAACGUGACCAACACCGUGACUUUCAGCUUCAACACCAGAAACCUCUGUGGAGCAAAGAUCUCGUUUAGUAAAAACGAUAUCAACUACACCAACGCCAUCAUAAACCAGAACAGCACCGAUAUCAUCGUUCGCCAGAACCAAGUGUACAUCGAGUUCUCCUGCUAUCGUCCUCAACCUGAAAUGAAGAGCGUGGCCUUCAGAGUCCAGGACAACAGCUACAUAGGACCUGCAACAACUGGAGAGUGGAACUACACGGUGUCCAUGACGCCCUAUAUAGAUGAAAAAUGCUCUAGAGUUGUGGCUAAAGAAACUGAUGUGAGGCUCAACCAGAAGGUCUGGGUGGAGCUGAAGACCUACGGGCUGGAUGCAGAGCGCAUCACCAUGGUAACUGAGUCCUGCUGGGCAACCAGUGACCCGAACCCUGACAGCUCGCCGAGAUACGACCUGGUCAUAGACGGCUGUGCCAACCCUCGUGAUGACACGGUGCAUGUGACGGGAAACGGAGUAGGAACUUCCAACCGCUUCUCCUUCAACAUGUUUGAGUUCCGCGGUCAGCGAAAUAAUGUCUACCUGCACUGCCAGCUGCAGCUGUGUCUCACGAAGAACAAKUGUGUCCCGGUGUGUCCUCCAAAUAAAAGAAGACGUCGGUUUGCCAGGUCCAAAUACGACCAGGGAGCUCCUGCCUUCUUAAGCAUGGGCUGGAAAAAAUAGAUGGUUUCCACAGUGACUCGGACUGACCUACCAGCUGCUGACCUUCAUGAUGCCUGCAGACCUGAGUCCUGAUCCAGAUGUUGGACCUGUGGAAGGAUGAGCUCAGCUCCAGCUGCAGCUCCACAGCUGGAAGCAGCUGCUGGUUUAACAGAACUGUGAGGACAGGACAGAACGUUUUCCACAGCAGAAUCUGAAGAUAAUCUUUGUGUGGUUUUAAGAUGAUUUAGGCAAAGUUUGGGCUCAGCCCGGGUUUUAUYGURUUGUUUAAGUUAAUGAAAUMUUARGUUUAAUCAAACACAAACUGUAUGUUGUGUCAUCACAGAUACAGUCUGAAGUAAUGAGGUGCUUUAAAAUGAUCAAAGCUUCCGUCCUAUCAUCAGUCAYUGAUGCUCAGGGUUUAAAAGGUAAAAA